GCACAUCCGGGUCAGAGUCAGAUUGAGCGUGUUGUUGACAGGAGCUCGCUGAUUUCUCUUUAAUUUUCUUUCUCCUUAAGUGUCGCAAUGAUGUAGAUAAGGAGGAUAUUUGUGAUCCCUCCAUGACACGCGUGACCGGCCUCCGUCCCCGCGGGAUUCGGCGUGAAGACGUGAUCAACUGAAAGAAGGGGGAAGGAUGUGGCAGAGUGUUGGAUUGACCGUGUUGGUGAUUGUGGCCACGCUGAUAUGUGUCCUCCUCUUCAUGCUCUUCGGGUGGUAUGUGGUGUGGCAGCUCUUCCUAUCGAAGUUCAAGUUCCUACGGGAGUUGGUGGGUGACCCCGGUUCCCCUCAGGCUGAAACCGUUCCUUCCGAAUCUGAGAGCGAACGCAGCACGCCUCUGACUCCCCGCCACCGACCCAAGACCGCUCGCCAAAGGACCGUCCCUCCAGACAGCACUACAUAGAGCCCCGAAACAAGAUUGUCUCAUUUCUAUGUCUCUCAAUAACCGUUUUCCUUAUUUAGACUAUGGAUAUGAGGACGUUUCCUGUGACCUGUGCCCCACCCAUCUGUAACAGACCUGCAUUAAUAGCUGUGCUCCACAUCCACUCAGUUGUCAUGGUUACACUGGUUCUCCUCGCCCCCUCUCGCCCCUUUUUAUCGGGAAACCCGAUAAAAAGUCUCUUCAAGAUAAAGUCAAGUUUUGGGGUGUGAACUGAACAAAACAUGUAAAUUCCAGCGCAGCAACACGUUUACGUCCCAAAUAACACGCUGCUACCCUUAGCCUGUGCAACAGCGUGGAUGUGUAAAUAUAUUUGCGUGAGAGCGUAUCGUUUUUGUAUGUGUUAAUGUUAACUUUUAAGCGAUCUAUUAAUAUCUAAUGAAUCAAGUUAACAAAAAUCUGAUUUACAGCUGACAACCAAACAUCCAGCAUUUCCGUGGGCUAUUUACACUGACCUUUGUCCUAUAAGUGCAAUAAAAACUUCUUUAUUUUUCUUCCGAGUGGAAAUGUCAGAGAGCAAACAAACAUUUUAACAGGCCGCACACCCUAAAGACAUUAAAAAUCGCCCCACAAGGAGGAGGAGAGUGUUGUUAUACAUUUCUGUGUGCUUUGAUGGCCGUCAUUAGUUGCCUCCCUCCCUUGUGCCUCUGGCUGGGGUCGCUUUAUAAAAGCGAUAGUGCUAGAAACGCCACUGCCCGACCCUGCCUGUGUUGUAAAAGUGUAUUCACAGUUAUAUAUUAGUUUGUCAAAUGCAGUUGUCACAUCUGUAGACGGUCAGAUUUACAUGUUACGUUAAAUGUAUUCUUUCGUCCUUUAUGACAGUAGAUGUUUUUCCUUCAUAAUAAAUACAUUUCAUCAA
Molecule: messenger RNA, 1358 nt
Organism: Xyrauchen texanus (razorback sucker)
Lineage: Eukaryota; Metazoa; Chordata; Actinopteri; Cypriniformes; Catostomidae
Product: small integral membrane protein 13
Exons: 3
Coding region: 197-463 (88 amino acids)
Source: RefSeq, a predicted model, not a curated record